UGUGGUUCUGGUUCUGAUCGGACUGAGACAGUCUGUGGUUCUGGUUCUGAUCGGACUGCGACAGUCGGACCUGCAGGACAUCAUGUCAGUCCUGAGGACAGCCGUGUCCCUUCUCCUGCACCUGGCUUCAUUUGCCGCAGCCCCGCUGCCGUGUGAGAAGAUGGUGGUCCGUCUGGAGGCUGAGAUCCGGGCUCUGCAGAGCGUGAUCAGUGAGCAGCACCACUACAUCCUGGAGCUGCAGAGCAGCCAGACCCAGCAGCUGCAGCUGGUCCCCAGCAGCCAGCUGGGCCUCCAGAACCUGUACCGAGACUGCUCCGAGGUCUUCGCAGACGGGAAUGUGGCGAGCGGGCUCUACGUGAUCCGACCGGACGGCUCGCCCACGGCGCUCAGCGUCCACUGCGACAUGAACAACGGCGGGGGCUGGACCGUGUUCCAGAGGAGGAGGGACGGCAAGGAGGACUUCGACAGGUCCUGGGUGGAGUACAGUCAGGGCUUCGGGGACUCCUUCUCCCCCGACGGAGAGUUCUGGUUGGGAAAUGAACCUCUGCACCUGCUCACCUCACAAGGAAACUACGACCUGCACAUCAACACAGAGGACUUUGAGGGGAACCGGCGCUUUGCUGAGUACAAGAACUUCCUGGUGGACGAUGAGCAGGACCAGUACCAGGUCCACGUCGGGGAGUACUCGGGGACCGCCGGUGACCCUCUGGCUGACGCCCGUGACCUGAACCCCAACAGUCCCUGCAGGGGGGGGAUCAAGUUCAGCACCUUCGACCACCCAAACUACCAGGGGGCUGACGCCGACCAKCGCUGCGUCCGCUACUCCAAGUCCGGCUGGUGGUUCUGCAGGUGUGGCUCAGGUGAUGUCAACAAUCAGAACUUCAAAGGUCCGUUUGAGGCCAUGAGCGAUGACGGUGUGGCCUGGUACAUCUGGCACGGCUGGUCCUACGCCAUCAGGUCUGUGGUGAUGAUGGUCCGAGCUGCCGAUCUCCAGCAGGCUCCGCCCAGCGCCGAGCAGUGGGCGGUCCUUCCUCGCAACGACCAGUAGGAGGAAGAACAGGCUCCGCCCCCAAAACCUUGUGCUGCUCAAAUAAAACCCUCUGACAUCAUGUGAUAGUUCUCAUUUUAUUCUGUGAAAAUAAACUGACUUCAGGACA
Molecule: messenger RNA, 1157 nt
Organism: Austrofundulus limnaeus
Lineage: Eukaryota; Metazoa; Chordata; Actinopteri; Cyprinodontiformes; Rivulidae
Product: fibrinogen-like protein 1
Biological process (GO): fibrinolysis; positive regulation of heterotypic cell-cell adhesion; blood coagulation, common pathway
Cellular component (GO): fibrinogen complex
Molecular function (GO): extracellular matrix structural constituent; protein-macromolecule adaptor activity
Source: RefSeq, a predicted model, not a curated record